GUCAGUCGCAACAACAGCCUGGUGUGGUGUGGAGUGUGUCGCGCAGAGUGCGCUGGGAGUGCGAUUGGAUACGCUGCAACCCGCCUACCGCCUGACGCGGCUUGUCGCCGAGCCGCUCCUGUUGGAGCCGCACAAGGCCCUGGUUGUGCACAGCCCGCCCGGCCCGCUCGUCCUGCCCCUGCUCGCGCAGCUCGCACAGCUCGCGCAGCUCGCGCAGCUCGCACAGCUCGCGCAGCUCACUCGCUCCGCCCGCCUUCGCUUGGCUCGGCCCGGCGCUUUCUACUUCUGCUGGUUCAUAUGAAGCAGACCGAGUGUCGCAUGACAAGAAUACAUUGAUUGUGGGGCGCAAUGCGAAUCCGGGCUGCCCCGCGAACACCAUGGCUCCUCCUCGCUGCCGGAUUGGUGCUCCUGCUAGUCACUCCAAUAUUAGGCGCCCUCAAACCCCCUUCGCUGAAGACUACCACGACUACAACCACGACUACACCUAAGCCGGAGGAAGAGCCGACCACCACCCCGGCCCCCGCUUCCAACAAGUCGUCGCUGCUGACGGGGGUGCCGCAGGUGGACUACAAGCAUGACCCCAACCUGCCCCGGGAGCUGAACGGCGCCGACCUCCGGGACUACCCGUUCUACUCCAGCGUCCCGGACAACAUCACCUUCCCCUGCGAUGGGCUCAAGGAUGGCUUCUACGCCAGCCUCGAGCACAAGUGCCAGGUUUACCACCAUUGCCUGUCUGGAAUCCGCUACGACUUUCUGUGUGCCAACUACACCGCCUUUGACCAGCGGACCUUCAUCUGCCACUUCGUCUCGGAGGUGGACUGUCAGAACUCGCCCAAGUGGUUCGACAGGAACGAGGCUCUGUACAAGGCGACGACCACCACGACGCUGGCGCCACCGCCGCUGCCGCCCAGGGCCAUCUACGACCGGCUGCCGCCCUCAGCGGACGGCGGCGGUCCGCGUCGAGGAGCUGGUGGCGGCGCCGGCGGUGCCGCUGGAGGGGGACGCCGCCGCCGGCCGUACCGGAGGCGCCGGCCCGUGUACGAGUACUACUACGACGACGCGGAGUAUGACGACGAGGAGUACUACGACGAGGAGCCUGCCGCGCCCUCCAGCACGACCCCAGCGGCCCCCCCGUCCAAGCUGCGACGCAGGAAGCGACCCCGGCCGGCGGCGGGCGCGGAGGGAGGCGCGGGCCACGACGCGCAGCACGCCGUUCAGGACACGGCGGAGAGCCAGCCCGGCCCGAAGGUCAGGGCACAGGGUUCCACGUACACUCCCGGGCAGCGACCCCUGCCGAAGGUGCGUCGCCCCGUGCCCCUGAGCGAGCAGCCGUCCACCACCACGACCACGACUACGACGCCGGCGCCCUCCGCCGCGGGUGGCGACUACUACGACGACGAGGAGGAGGCACCGCCACCCAGGCACCAGGCGAGGCCCAAGGGCUCUAAGAGACAAGGAGGCCGACGCCCCGAUGACUCGGUCGAGUACGAAGACGACUACAGCGAGGAGCAGCCCAGGAGGCGUCCCAGGCCUGGCUCGUCCCGCCGCAGAAAGCCUGGGCAGCGCAGGCCGCCGCCGCCCCGCUACAAGGACGACGAGUACGAGGACGACAGCUACGAGGAGGAGGCGCGGCCUCCGCAGCGGCCGCACAAGCGCAAGCGCGUGCAGCAGCACGACAGCAGCGAGGUGACGCCGGCGACGACGUCGACAACGACCACCACGACCACGACGACGCCACCACCACCGCCGCCACCCAAACCCAGGCCAAAGCCGCCGAGGAAGCCGUCGGUGCCGUCCACGACCACAACGCAGGCCCCGCUGUCCGAGGAGGACGUGGAAUACUACGAUGACGAGGAGUACCUUCCGGAGCCGGUAACGCCCAGGACUACGCCAACGCACCGGUCGACGCGGCCGCGCGCGCCACCGCCGUCCAGCACCACGACGACGACCACGCCGGCGCCGCCGCGGAGCACGACGGCCGACGACGUGAUCCAGGCGCCGCGGUCGGGGCGGCGACCCUUCCUGCCGUCCCGUGGCGGCAACCCCGUGCUGCCCCGCGGCCUGCAGCCACUCGGCGCCAAGGCCAAGCCCGCGCCCACCACGCCCGCGCCACCGCAGCACCAGCACCAGGACGACUACGACGAGCGGCCGGUGGUGCAGGCCCCGCGGCCCAGCCCCCAGCGGACGUCCGCGCAGCGACCGCUGCUCGACCCCACCGAGGUGAUCGAGCCCGUGACGUACCGUGCGCAGGUGCCCCCCACGGCUCUGGACAGCUCCGGCUACCGGUCGCGGGUGGCGGGUUCCUCUGUGCUCUCGUACCCCACGACCAGCAAGCCUGGGAGCCCCGCCAGCAGGUACCAGGUCAGCAAGACCACGCCGCCGCCCAGCAACCACGUCGACGACUACCCCAAGGACGACCCGGAGGACUACGACGACUCGCUGAACGACGCGCUCCACCCGCCGCUCGCGCCGCUGUCCUCGCUCGCACCGCACCACCACGUCCCGUACCGGCAGCUGCGCUCGCACGCCUCCAAGGCGGCGCGCAACGGCGAGCAACUAGAAACUUAA
Frankliniella occidentalis (western flower thrips) is the source of this 2568-nucleotide messenger RNA. RefSeq names its product WAS/WASL-interacting protein family member 1-like. Gene Ontology annotation, cellular component: extracellular region. NCBI's taxonomy places the organism in Eukaryota, Metazoa, Arthropoda, Insecta, Thysanoptera, Thripidae. Gene Ontology annotation, molecular function: chitin binding. Bases 349 to 2568 code for a protein of 739 amino acids. The transcript has 14 exons. The record is from RefSeq and is a predicted model, not a curated record.